CUGGUGAGAUCAAUGGACUACGGACCGCCGGGUUUAGCUGGCUACUGGUAAGGUGACCCAUUCCUUCUUACAUGUUCCGGACUGCCCGUACCCUCUGCUGGGCCGUGACCUGCUCACCAAACUAAAAGCACAAAUUCAUUCUCAGGAAAGAGGGGCCCGAAUAACUGGCCCCCACGGAACUCCCCUUCAAGUUCUAUGAAUAUAGACUAUAUGAACUGGGACAGGACAAGCCACAAUCCCUAGAAAUAGACACUUGGGUCACGAAUUUUCCACUGGCUUGGGCAGAGACUGGUGGGAUGGGGUUGGCACUCCAACAGCCCCCCUUAAUUACACAGUUAAAGGCCACUACAACUCCAGUCUCCAUAAAACAAUACCCCCUGUCACAUGAAGCUUAUCAAGGUAUAAGGCCUCACAUUAGGAGGCUUCUAGAUCAAGGCAUCCUAAUCCCCUGCCGGUCGCCUUGGAAUACGCCUCUUCUGCCUGUUAAAAAAACCCGACACUGGAGAUUAUAGGCCAGUACAAGACUUGAGAAAGGUCAACAAGAGGAUAGAAGAUAUUCAUCCGACUGUUCCAAACCCUUACAAUUUGCUCAGUAACUGUUCAUCGAUGAGAAACAGGGGUAUGCUAAAGGGGUCCUAACACAAAGGUUGGGACUCUGAAAACGCCCUGUGGCCUACCUGUCUAAGAAAUUGGACCCUGUGGCCUCCGGCUGGCCACCGUGCCUAAAGAUGGUGGCUGCUAUUGCUGUCCUGAUCAAGGACGCUGGAAAAUUGACUUUGGGACAGCCACUCACCAUCCUAGCACCCCACGCAGUGGAGGCCUUGGUAAAGCAGCCCCCAGACCGCUGGCUCACUAAUUCUCACACCAAGCCUUGUUACUGGAUGCAGAACGGGUUCAGUUUGGGCCCGUAGUCGCCCUCAAUCCUGCCACCUUGCUUCCUCUACCAGAGGAGACAAAACAGCAUGACUGCCUACAAAUCCUCACAGAAGUACAUGGAACCAGGCCGGACCUAUCGGACCAGCCUCUUCAGAAUGCUGACCACACAUGGUACACGGAUGACAACAGCUUCUUGACAGAGGGAGAGUGAAAGGCUGGAGCUGCGGUCACUACGGAGGACAAAGUGAUUUGGGCGAAAGCCCUGCCUGCUGGUACCUCCGCACAACGGGCUGAACUCAUCGCCUUGACUCAGGCGCUCAAGAUGACAAAAGGACACCAGAAAGGGCACAACCCAGAGGCACGAGGAAACCGGCUGGCCGAUGCCACGGCGAGAAAAGCGGCCAUGAGCAAACAAAUCUUGCCCUUAAAUAGCCCAGACCAACCCACGCCCCCACCAGUGGGACAAACCAGUUGGGUUUAUGCCCAUGAGGACAUAGAGCUCCUAGAAAAAAAUGGGGGCCAUCUACCACCCUCAACUAAAACAGUGGGUCUACAAAGGACUUUUGAAUUGAUCUCCUUUUUACAUAAGAAGAUAAAAACCUUACUAGAUCGAGAAGAGAUAAAUCUGUGUUUUUUUUUGAAUUGGGACAAAGCGAUACAAAAGGUGACUGAGAGUUACAAAGCGUGCGCUCAGGUUAACCCGGGAAGGACCAGGAUUGGACAAGGAGUUCGUCCUAGGGGACACCGUCCCGACAUCCAUUGGGAAAUUGAUUUUACUGAAAUUAAACCAGGUAUAUAUGGAUACAAGUAUCUCCUAGUGUUUGUAGACACCUUCUCAAGAUGGGUCGAAGCCUUCCCCACAAAGCACGAGACUACAAAAAUGGUCACCAAGAAGCUCCUCGAGGAAAUCUUUCCCAGGUAUGGCAUGUCUCAAGCGUUGGGGUCGGACAACGGGCCCGCUUUCGUCUCCCAAGUAAGUCAGUUGGUGGCCAAAUUGUUGGGGAUUAAUUAAAAAUUACAUUGUGCCUAUAGACCCCAGAGUUCAGGUCAGAUAAAACACAUAAAUAGAACAAUUAAGGAGACUUUAUCCAAACUUACGCUUACAACUGGCUCAAAGGAUUGGGUGGCCCUCCUUCCCCUAGUUCUAUAUCGGGCCCGGAAUACCCCGGGCCCCCAUGGUCUAACUCCUUUUAAAAUAAUAUAUAGAGCACCACCCCCAUUUGUCCAUUUCUUUGAUUCAAACAUUGCUGAUUUUGCUGACAGCCCUUCUCUGAGGGCCCAUUUACAGGCCCUACAGAUUGUACAGAGAGACGUCUGGAGACCUUUGGCUGCUGCUUACCAGGACGAGCUUGAGCAUCCGGUGGUGCCACACCCGUUCCAGAUUAGAGACACCGUGUGGGUGCACAGACACCAGACCAAGAAUCUCGAGCCACGGUGGAAAGGACCCUACACCGUCCUCCUGACUACCCCGACCGCCCUAAAGGUAGACGGAGUCGCGGCUUAGAUCCACACAUCACACGUCAAGACAGUCCGGUCUGAGGAAUUACAACACUACACCCCAGACAUGGAGAGUUCAGCACACUCCAAACCCCUUAAAGUUAAAACUCCUACGUGGCUCCUCCUAGUCCUUUUGUGGCCUAGAGUCAGUGGGGGAAUAAGCCCCCACCAGACAGAAAUUUCUUGACCAAGUCGAGUGAAAGAUUUCACUCAAAGUUAACAAAAAAAAAAUGGGGGAAUGAAAGACCCCAGCUUAGCAGCAGUAACGCCAUUUUGCAAGGCUGUACUUAAGAUGACUGGUUCAGGGAAAGGUUAGAACACUGAGUACACAGCGGCUGCCAAACAAGAUGUGUUUGGUUGAAGGCCUGGCAACAGGAGGACUGCCGUUGAACACCUGACAAUGAGAAAAGCCCCGGGAGAGGUCCCACACCCUGGUGGGGGGCCGAGUCAGCCGUUAUGUUCCAAGAAGGUAGCUAAGAAACUUGCCCCCGGGCUGAACCCUUGGGGGGCCGAGUCAGCCGUUAUGUUUCAGGAAGGUAGCUAGGAAACUUGCCCCCGGGCUAAACCCUUGCCAUAUUAGAAUCCACCAAUUAUAUCCCUGUAACCAUGCAUCUGCUUCUGUAUGCUUGCUUCUGCUCCCCAAAAUCCUAUAAAAGCCCAUCCUUGGUUCUGUGGGGCGCGCCAGUCCCCCGAGUGACUGAAGCGCCCGCAGGUGCCUGUGCCUGUGUAUCCCGACAAUAAACCAAAUCCUCUUGCUGAUU
Molecule: messenger RNA, 3134 nt
Organism: Rattus norvegicus (Norway rat)
Lineage: Eukaryota; Metazoa; Chordata; Mammalia; Rodentia; Muridae
Source: RefSeq, a predicted model, not a curated record